AAAAAUCCCCGAUUCUGCACAGUGCACACAAAAAAACGAGCACCACCUUCCUCCUUCUUCUUCUUCUUCUUUUUGAGAAGUUCGUCUGCAAAACCCUAACUUCAUUUCCCAAAAUGCCACUUUCAAUCCAAACCCUAAACCACUACUUCUCCUUCUCCAUGGCCGUAACAGCGCCACUAAAUCCCCUCCUCCCCAAACCCAAACAACUCCCUCAUUUGAUCGCCCCAAAACCCUCGGUCAUCAGAAUGGGCGGCGGUCCGAGGACCUACCCUGGAGGCGUAUCGAAGUGGCAGUGGAAGCGCAUGCAGGCGAAGAAAGCCAAGCAGCUCCUCAAGGCCAGGCUCUGCCGCGAACGCCAGAUCUACGAGAUGCGCAAGCGCUCCGAGCUCAAAGCCGCCGUGUCGGAGCUCGAGCGGCCAUGGGAAGUCGUCGAGAGAGCUCCAAAUCUCUUCUCCGUCUCCGCCGACGAGCAGCUCAAGGUCUUGGCGGAUCGCUUCCAGAAGCCGGGGGGUUUCGAUCUCUGGACGGAAAACGACGGUCCUCAGUUGUUUCAGACUCCAGACGAACUUCCUUCCGCGAGAUUCUUCCCCAAAGGCGUCGUUCAUAGCGUGAAACCCUAUCGAAGAGUUUCUGAAACCGAGGAAUUGGAGUCGGGAGCUCAAGAUUACGCCGAUUUUGGAGAGCAGAGAAAUAGGAAUGAUGAUUAUGGGGAAUUAUCGGAUGUGGAGAGUUUAAAUUCGAAGAUUUCUUCUAGAAUGAGGAGAAAGGGGAAUGGGAGAGAUUCUGGUUUUUCGGAUUCAAAUGGUUUGGCUUUGUCUGAUUCGGAACAAUUUAGUCUUGAAGAAUUGGAGUUGGAAGCUAGAAAUCAUGGCCAAUUGGGAGAAGAACGAAAUCGGAAUAAUAGGAGGUCUUAUGGGAGGAAAUUUCGCGAUCAAUCCAGAUCAUUUAGCGGAGGAGAGAUUAAGAAUGACGGAAUAUCGGAACCCGAGAGUUUGAAUUCGAAGAACUCAUUUGAUCUGAGGAGGAAGACGAGCAGGAGAAGGUUUCAGUCUUCUGAUUCUAGAAGUUCGGGUUUGUCUAAUCCGGGGCUGUCCAGGUUUGAUAGAAACCAAAGAGGGAAGAGUGCUAAUUUUCGCAGGAGUAGAGGCUAUAGUUCAUCGAAAAUGAAUGAUUCAGAGAAUGAUGUUUAUGAUAUGAGUUUGCAAGAUGGUAGCUAUGAGCUUCAACCAAAGAAUGGAAGAUAGGAUUCACAAUUGGAAACUGGCAUGCAAGUUAUUUGAUCCUAAAUGUGUCUCACUUGCUUUCCAGAUUGACAGAGGAUUAUGAUUGGAAUUGGAACAAAGGACAUCAUUUUCUGAUAUUUACUGAAACAAGCGAGAUUGUCCUGCAGUGCAUGCCAUUGAAGUUAGAA
This is a messenger RNA of Morus notabilis, 1411 nucleotides long. RefSeq lists its product as uncharacterized. Lineage: Eukaryota; Viridiplantae; Streptophyta; Magnoliopsida; Rosales; Moraceae. The transcript has 2 exons. Bases 114 to 1244 code for a protein of 376 amino acids. The record is from RefSeq and is a predicted model, not a curated record.